Molecule: messenger RNA, 273 nt
Organism: Aspergillus udagawae
Lineage: Eukaryota; Fungi; Ascomycota; Eurotiomycetes; Eurotiales; Aspergillaceae
Product: guanine nucleotide-binding protein subunit gamma
Exons: 3
Coding region: 1-273 (90 amino acids)
Biological process (GO): G protein-coupled receptor signaling pathway
Cellular component (GO): heterotrimeric G-protein complex
Molecular function (GO): G-protein beta-subunit binding
Source: RefSeq, a predicted model, not a curated record
AUGCCUGCCUACGAGCUGCGAUCGGGGGGAGAUGUCAAGAACAAGAAGCAGAGUGUGGCCGAUCUCAAAUAUCGUCGCUUGACAGAGCUCAAUGCUCGCUUAAAGGAGGAUCUGGAUCGUCCUCGAGUGAAGGUGUCCGAGGCUGCCAUGUCGUUGAUCAACUACUGCAACAAUACUCGUGAUUUUAUGGUACCAUCUGUAUGGGGCCAGGUUGACAAGCGCGAGGAUCCGUAUGCUCCUCAACAACAAGGAGGCUGCUGCACGGUCAUGUAA